CGUGCCUGGGCAGCCUGCGGCACAGCUAACGGGGGGAACGGGGGAGCAGGGGAGGCAGGCUGCGCAAGGAGGGGGCAGCGAAAAGUGGCUUUGCCUCACUGCUGCUUGGGCGAUGCCGGCAGCGGUGGGGACCGGCGAAGAAGGGGCGGCUUGAGGCGGAGCAGAGACGGGGCCCAGUUCUGCCGGGGAUGGCCACUCUCCCCCACCCCCGGUGUGCUUGGCGUGCCUAGCGGCUUCUGCUGCAGAGCUACGCCGCUUGCUAUUUAGCCUGAGCUCGGCCCAACGGAAGCAGGGCCGGGCAAGGCGGAGAAGAGGAGCCGAGCCUGCUCUGCAUCCCCAGGCAGGCAGCCUCCUCUCCGAGUAGGCGCGGCCGCAGCCGCUCGGUGAGAGAGGCGGCAGAGGGAGCAGAGCAGAGCCGCUGCUUCUUCUUCCCCGGGCCGGAUAUAUAGUAUCAGAUCCAGAGAGGGAAGAGAGGUACAUGCUGCAGGAAGUUAAAGGAAAGGAAGAACAAGAAAGCACCAUGUCUUCAGUCUCAGCUUAUUACAAUGGAAAGACGGUACUUAUCACGGGAGCUACAGGUUUCAUGGGCAAAGUACUGGUGGAAAAGCUUCUGCGCUCCAGCCCUGAGGUGAAAGCAGUUUAUAUACUUGUUAGGCCAAAGGCUGGACAAUCAAUGCAAGAGAGAGUGGCCAACAUGUUGAAAUGCAAGGUCUUUGACAGGGUCCGAGAAGAUUGCCCUAAUUUCCACGAGAAGAUUAAGCCUAUUAAUGCUGAACUCACUCAGCCCAAGCUGGCCAUCAGUGCUGAAGAUGAGGAGGAGCUUCUGACCCGGGUCAAUAUUGUCUUCCACUGUGCAGCAACAGUACGCUUUGAUGAACCCCUGAAACACGCCCUGCAACUGAACGCAAUGGGUACGCAGCGGCUCCUAGAGCUGGCCCGGCAGAUGCAGAACCUCGAGGCCUUCAUCCACAUUUCCACCGCCUAUGCAAACUGUGUCCGGAAAUGCAUAGAUGAAGUCAUCUACCCACCCCCAGCGGAACCCAAGAAGCUCUUCGAUUUAGUAGAGUGGUUGGAUGAAUCUAUCAUUCAAGACAUCACACCCAAGCUGCUCGGGGACUGGCCCAACACUUACACCUACACCAAAGCCUUGUCAGAAUACCUGAUCCAGCAAGAGAAAGGAAAUUUGAACAUUGCUAUCAUCAGGCCAUCCAUCGUGGGAGCUAGCUGGCAUGAGCCUUUCCCAGGUUGGAUUGACAGCUUCAAUGGGACAAGUGGAAUAUUUGUUGCGGCAGGCAAAGGGAUUCUGAGGACUGUCAUCGCCAACAACGAAGCCGUGGCAGAUAUGAUUCCAGUAGACGUUGCCAUCAACCUCACCCUUGCAGCUGGAUGGUACACGGCUGUGCACAGGCCAAAAAACAUGUUGGUGUACAACUGCACAACAGGUGGAAUCAACCCUUUCUUCUGGGGAGAAAUGGAGCAGUAUGUCAUGUCCACGUUCAAAAGGAACCCGCUGGAGCAGGCCUUCCGAACACCCAAUGCUCACUUGACGUCCAACUACUUGAUAAACCAGUACUGGAUAACUGUCAGUCACAAGGCACCAGCCAUACUCUAUGACCUGUACAUGAGGCUCACGGGGAGAAAGCCCAGAAUGAUGAAGAUCAUCAAUCGACUUCACAAGUCAAUGAUGCUCCUGCAGUAUUUCUCCACCCAGUCUUGGGACUGGUCUUCAGAUAAUAUGAAUAUGUUAAUGAGUCACCUUAACACAGAGGACAAAAAGUUAUACAACUUCGAUGUUCGUCAGCUGCACUGGUCAGAAUACAUUGAAAGCUAUUGCCUGGGUGCUAAGAAGUACCUGCUAAAUGAGGACAUGUCUGGCAUUCCAGCAGCAAGGCAGCACUUACGAAAGCUGAGGAACAUCCGAUAUGCAUUCAACACCACCCUCCUUGUGAUCAUCUGGCGCAUUUUCAUUGCAAGGUCACAGAUGGCUCGAAACAUCUGGUACUUUGUGGUGAGCCUCUGCUACAAGUUCCUUUCCUACUUCAGGGCAUCCAGUACCCUCAGGCACUGAAGCCGUCCAUCAGCAACCAGCCUCUUCCAGAAGGACCUCCAUCUCCUCUAAUCAGCAACUAUGGGUGUCGGGGUCUGAAAGUAGCAUAAAAAUCUAUUCCCUCCAACAGCAGCCUGCAUUUAUUGCGCACUGUUGUAUGUUCACAUUUUUUAUUUUAAUUUAUGCUUUAAUACAUGGUGGUCUUUCUUCCAUAGGACCAGGCCAAUUUUUAAAGCCAUAAAUGAAGCUUUAGGAACAGGUCAAGCUGGAACCGUUCAUCUAGAGUCUGAUGUGCAAGAGUAAGGAUUAACCAAAGUCACUGUCUUCCCAUGUACUACCUAGGCUCUCCUAAUCCUAUCUUCUUCCUCAAAAGAGGCUAAUUUAAAGCAUACUACCUUAGGAGAAAAGGAUGCCAUCAGAGAAGACCCAGUCAAGGAAAUUAACCUGUAAGAGGUCUUCCUAAAGAGGCUAUUGUUUCAUAAUACCUUAUAGAAAAAACACCAUUUCAAAUUUUCAGUUUUUCAAAACUUAGAGGAGAAAAGAAUCAGUUACACUAGACCAGUGAACACACUGAACAGUUUUCAGAUCUUGUCUGAUAUUGCUACUGAGGACUGAUACUUUCAAGCCAUAACUGAAGACAUGCAUUGAGUUCAUGUACCUGUGUUAACUCUACUCACUCAUGAGCUGCUUGCUUAUGGAGAGGUAUUUAUUCUCUCUGUGGUUAAGGCUGCAGUCUAUUAAAACACCCUGUUCUUGGAUUUAUCACUUUUGCUUGAACAUUUUUUUUGGCUUGAAAAUAUGCUCUAUUUACUCAGAAAAUGAAGAGUAGACUUCUUAAAAGAUUGAAGAAGAAUUCAGAAACUCUUUAUUAUUUUUGAGGAAUAGGUCCUUUUCCCCCUUGGAUUUGUCUGUAGAAAACUUCUCUCCCGGUAGCUCAAAAAGAGCCUGAUACUGGCUUUCCCGCUUUCAUUACAGCUCAAUCACUUUGCAGUUGAUCACUUCUAUUGGCAAAAAAAGUGUAAAGACACGUAUGGAGGAAAUUCCAUCAGGCCAAUUCUGCUGCCUUUCCUGUCAGUAGAAGUUAGAAGUCUGAAACUUGUUUUUGUUGACAGUAGGAGAGGUUUCAUUGACUUCUGUUUUAAACAUACACUGUGAAGGUAACACAUUUUGUCCUACAUUGCAGCUUGAAAGGAACCCAAGGAUCUCCCUAACGCUCAUGGCUAUAGGAGAUACUUGUUUCCCCUAGUGAAGUAUGAAUUCCUGUGGGGAGAGAGAACCUUCUUCAAAGUAGCUGGUGCAACAACAGCCUUAGUGCAACAGCAACAAAUUUAUCGUGCUAUCUGAUGUUUCAAAGUCAAACCUAAUACUGGAAUAUUUUUUUAUUCAGAUAACACUGAAAAAGCACUUUAAGAUUGUCAGAAUUUCCAACAGCUAGUUUUUGAAACAAUGCAGCAUCCAAUUUCUCUAGUCUUGUGUCAUGUUAGCUGUUUGAAAAAGUAGUGCUAUGCCACAAAAAAUGACACAGUUGCUCUUUUGAGAACUGAGAAAAGCAGAGCAUUUACAAAGCCGGCUUUCUUCAAAAAUUGUCCUUGUUUUUUGCCACUGAAGGCAAGAGCAAGUUAAGAUGACAGUAUAUUUAUAUCAUAGGCCUCCAAGCUGGUUCAAAAGUCUUUCUAAAGGUGAAAGAAAUUAAUCUUCCCCCUUAUGCCCCAGAGGUCUGGUUUCAGGCAACUGCCAAAAGAUGCAGCAGAACGUGACCAGAAACAUGGUAUCUAAAAUGGCAGGACUCUGGCAUUCCCAAGCCAAGGCCCAUGUGUCUGUCACACGUUAAUUCUGAUCUAUGCUCAGUGAGGUCAAACAUCGAGUUUACAAAAUGCAAAAUUUCCAAGUUCUUGCCUUGAAAACAUACUUUCAAAGUGAAACCAUGCUGGUUGUUAGCUAUGUGUUUUCCAACUCCAGAAAGCUGGCAGUGCAUGCUGUGCACUGCACAUUAGCAAGGUGUCACUGCCUGGGAAACCAGGAGCCAUGGGUUCAGGUGCUAGAUACCAGACAUAUCACGUGCAAAGCUUCCAUAGCAGUGUAUAUGGUGAAGGUUAGCUGCAUUGCAUUUUGCUAACCUGGAAAUGUAGAGACUGUAGCUACUUUGCAGAGUGAGGGAGGUUGCUGUUGGGAUUCCUCUAGAAAGAUUUCAUUCCCUCAAGUAAAUAAGCAGGUCAUCAGCCAGCUUCCAGUUUACUCAUAUGAAAGGCUAAAAAAACAAAACAAAAUUUCAGAUUACUUUGAAAUUAACUUUGUUUUAAAAGUAAGAAAGAAUAUUAACUCAUAUCCUAACAUUCUUUUUUUAAGUGCCUGCUUUAUGUACAAAAAGAAGCCACAUCUAAGAGGAUCAUAAGUCUCAGGCCAUGCACAUGAUAGACAAAAACCUGAGUCUCUCAGAAAAUUCAAAUACUGCAGACCUGUUACACAUACAACAGCUGACUGAUGUAGACCAGACCUACUAUGAGUACAGUGUCCUGCCUUCCCUUCCCCAAGGCUGGUCAUGCCAUGCAUUCCUCACGUAUGCCUGAUGGCAUUCAUAGUUAUUUGCACUGUCUCUAUUGUCCCAACAAGUCUGAGAUGUAUCUUUGCUCACCCGACAUUAUCCUGACCUGUUUUCUGCAUGUGCAAAAAGAUGCUUCGGGUUUCACAGUGGUGGUAUCACUUUUUAAAGCUCUUCAGCAUUUUGCUGAAGGUAACAGUCACAGCAAAGCUACUACUCAGCCCUGAAAAACCAGCAGGAGCUGCUUGGGAUGUUGCAGAAACACAGCUGUUGCAGAUGGCAUCUGCUGUUCUGGAGACCUUUCAUAGCCCACACAGCAUUGCCAGCAGCUUUCUCCAGAGCUCUGGCCUUGCCUGGAGGGGGAUCAAGCUGUUAGUUUUCCUUAACAGAGAGAUAACAUGCAGUGAAAUUUGAAUCUUUAAUGCAUUUUCCCAUGGCUUAAUAUGCUUUCAAGUGGUUGUCUGAACCACAGAGAUAUUUCAGACAAACCUCAAUGCAGACACUGACAUGUGGCAGUGGCCUUUGGCUGCCAGUCAUGACUGUCCUCACGGAAAGCUGGACCUAGUAUAAGAACUUUUUCUUGCCUCAAGCAGUGACUUACUUAUCUUUGAUGUUUUAUUGUGUGCUCCCCACUGUAUUUGUAUUUGCUCUGAAGAAACCCAAGCCCUGGGGGGAACAUCUAAAAGAAAACAACAAGUGACAGCGCUUCUUUUCUUCCCUAUUCUCUCUCUCGCUCUUUCAUCUAUAGUCACAAGCUUUUGACAAAAGAAAAGUGAAAUAUAGUUGUUAUUAUUAAGUUAAAUUGGAGGUCCUGUGGUAACUGUGCGCAAAUUAGCGUGAACAACUCACAACUAUAAGGUUGAAGCAGGACUUGGGUUGGUUUGGGGUAUUUUUUCCCCUACAGGGGUAGCAUGGUGAAUGCUGUGGGGAGAAGAGAGGACUAGGAGUGCACUUGCUGCCUCUGUUCACAGAUAGCAGAAGCAUUGCUAGGCACAGAGCAGCCAGCUCGACCAGGAAAGGGAGACUAAAAGGAUCAGAGAACUAUGAGCUGCCACACUCAGUCAGCAUUUUGUUAUCAGUUUGGUUUCUUGUAAUAAAGAAAAUGAACUGAAAGGCUCCUCUGUCCUUUCCCCCAGCUACCAACAAGCAGCAUAGAGAACAGUAUUGGCAGUCAUUCUGCACAGCCACAAAACAAAAUAUCUGCCACAAACAGUAUCAAGGGAUUAUCCUUUGUAAUUGAUUGUACACUAUGAACUUGCAGUGCAUCUACCACAUCGCCGUGUCAGGAGCCUGCAGUGCUCUACAGAAAUAACAUGGACGUCUGCUGAAUCCAAUGUACUAACGUUUUGUUAAUAUUAUACAUGUACACUAGUCUGCAGGCUAUAGCUAUGAACAGCUGUGCAAAAGCAAUGAAACACCUAAUAUAAUUUCACUGCCAAAAAGCAAUUGGCAUAAGCUUGCAAUUAAGAAGUAUCUCUUCUUGUAUUAAAUUGUGAUAACAAAAAAAAAAAAAAUUCCUAAAAUUAAUCUGAGCUUAAACUACCUUUUGACUGACGACCAAAGCUGUUUAUCUUCAGCACGUCUGGUAAAAAAAAAAACAAACCUCGCUCCUCUACCCCAAGAGCUUCAUUGAGAAAACACAGUUCUUCCUUGGCAGAGGGGGUAACAGGCAUACUGGUAUAAUACAGGUUGUUGGCACAUUACCCACUUCCUCAAGAGAUUUGCUACUUCACGUUUUUUAAGAAAACAUGGUUAUAUAUGUCUGGGUGUAUAGUUACAUCUUUCAGCACCAGUUUUCUCAUACAACAUACAGAGAUGGUAAAAACAGUGGAGCUCAUAUUGAAAGGCCAGGCUGUGUUUGUUUGGUAUGCAUUGUUCCAAUUAAAGAUGAAGUGAUUAAAAUGUAUCCUAGUUUCCAGUGUAAAGGAAACCUAACCUAUAGUACUACUAAUGAAAUCAUCAUCAUGAAUAAGCAACUGGGAAAAGAGGGAGGGGGGCAUUCUUUUGUUUGUAAAUAAGCUACAGCUUCAUGGUCAAAAGCAUGCUGUUGCUCUUCCAGCAUUGACGUUCUACCACAGAAAGCAAGGAUGAACUUUUACUGUAAUUGGACCCAUUAUUCUAAUGCAGAGUAAACACCAUCCUGUACCUUCCGCAGAAGCUAAAUGGUGAAUAGUCCAUUAAAUGGUGCUAAAUAUUGGUAUGAAGGUGGUACAGACUUACUGAAGAGAAUUUAAAAAUAAAAAAGAAAAAAGUGUAUUUGGGGAAUAAUUAAAGAUGUACUAUCCCACUUUUCUCUAUUGCUUAAAUGUCAACUAUGAUUUGAGUUGGUUUGUUCAGAUUAACAUGAAACUGCUUACAAAAGUUUCUUGUUCAUACAUAAUCUUGGCAGACACCAGUUUAUAGUAAAAUAUGUACGCUCCCACUGUCAAAAAUUUAUAUGGUUCUAUCUGCUAUUUCUAUUUUCUUGUUAGCUAUGAGACAACUUACUGUUAUAAAUCUUAAUUACAAAGUUUCUAAUGUUAAGGUGUAAUCUUUUGAGCUCUCAAAUCAGAUAAAAUGAUAAAGUCACAAAUUAUGAGAACCUCAGCCAUAAAAUUGUUAAUAUGUUUAUGUUAUUUUAAACAUUUAAUAAAACAAAAUAUUUUAAAACUA
Messenger RNA from Columba livia (rock pigeon), 7238 nucleotides. RefSeq names its product fatty acyl-CoA reductase 2 (gene FAR2). The record is from RefSeq and is a predicted model, not a curated record. The coding region runs from base 479 to 2068 and encodes 529 amino acids. Gene Ontology annotation, biological process: long-chain fatty-acyl-CoA metabolic process. Gene Ontology annotation, molecular function: alcohol-forming very long-chain fatty acyl-CoA reductase (NADP+) activity. Gene Ontology annotation, cellular component: peroxisome. NCBI's taxonomy places the organism in Eukaryota, Metazoa, Chordata, Aves, Columbiformes, Columbidae. The transcript is spliced from 12 exons.